AGUGCUGGGCCAGAAAUGAUUUAGGGAGAUCUAGGGAGAAGAUUUCAAGCAGAGCUUGUCACAUUUGUCACAUGGAAUGGGAUGUGGGGCCUAAGACCCAGAUCUUACAACUGUGAGAGAUGUGGGAAUGACUUUGUCAGCCGCACAGCUCUGAGAUACCAUUUUCAAGCUAAACAUCUUGGGAGAGUUCACUGUGAAACUUGUGGCGAGGAGGUUUUGCGAGAGUGUCUUCUGCAGCAUGCAAAGACUGAUCAUGAAAUGAUACUGACCAGCAAUCACAGAAGCUACUGGGAUAUGACUCGUAAGAGGAGAACAAAAUUUGUGGCCACGGAAACACUGACAUCCUGUAGGAUGUGCCCCAGGCAGUUUGGAACAGCCCAUGCCAGGGAGUACCAUGAGAAACAAGAGCAUCACUUCACUGCCAGCAAAAGAGCUCAAAUGUCCACUGCGUUUAAACCUGAAAACAUAUUAGAGUACAAAACACCUGCGGAAUUAACGAAAUUUGUGGAAGCAAAACUCCGACCAAUCUCAAAUGCUGUAAGGUGGGGCUGUGCAUCAGAAGUUGAAAAGAUCAUUGAGUUCAUUGAAGAAGUGUUUCCAUUACCAAUUACAUAUGUUACAAAGGGCGGUUCAUAUAUAAAAGGAACUGAUGUGCAAGAUUCAUCUGAUGUGGACAUAGUUCUUUUUAGCGGUGCCUUUCAAAGUUUAGAAGACUGCCAAAGAAAAAUUCCCGAAGUACUAGAAGAGUUAGGGAAAAGACUAACUAAACCUUCCUGGAUCAACAGGGUAAUAUUGCAGGAAAGGACACCAUUUUCCUUAAGGUUCUACUUUAAGUGUUAUAAAGAUCACCACGGCCACUUGUUUGACAUAAUGCCUUGUUAUGACAUGUUUGGGCCUACAUUAUCAGCAGGUUUAAAAGAGAGCUUUUACCGCAAGCUCUACCACUGCAGUGACAGUGAUAAAAUCCAGCUGUACACUAUGGCCCUGUUGAAGCACCAAGUUGAGUUUGUCAAGGCGUCAACAGAGAGGGUGAAAGAUCUCAUACGUUUAAUGAAGCACUGGUUCAAAACUUCAUUUGCAACACCAGGAGAGGAAAACAAGUUUCGCAGGCUCCCUUCCUCCUACUCUGUGGAACUCAUCACCAUCUAUGUAUGGGAGUUGGCUGGGAAACCAAUGUUUUUCAGCUAUGUACAGGGAAUGAGAGCCGUCCUGAAGCUUUUGGUUCAGUAUCAAGAAAUCUGUGCUGUAUGGCACAGACAUUACAGACCCAAUUUUCCAAUUUUCCAAAAGGUGUUUCUAAAGCAAACCAGGCCAUUUGUUUUGGAUCCUGCGAACCCAACCUUUAAUGUGUGCGAGAACAGCAAUGCCUGGGAUGAAGUAGCUCAUGUGGCAAGGCAGAGCCUCCUAAAACCGCUCUUUAAUGGCAUCCAAGCAAAGGAGCCCUGGCUUUUUGCAGAGAACUGGUGAAACCAAACCUGGCCUCGCUUCCGGAAGAAUGGGCACCCAGUUUUCAGUUUACCAUAAAUGCAGCCAAUGACAGCAUACAAAGCCAUGGAAUUGAACUUACACUGGUGGAUGAAACAGCUUCCUGAACG
This is a messenger RNA of Podarcis raffonei (Aeolian wall lizard), 1595 nucleotides long. RefSeq names its product 2'-5'-oligoadenylate synthase 1-like. Gene Ontology annotation, cellular component: cytosol; membrane; nucleoplasm. Gene Ontology annotation, biological process: regulation of ribonuclease activity. The record is from RefSeq and is a predicted model, not a curated record. The coding region runs from base 82 to 1467 and encodes 461 amino acids. The transcript has 10 exons. NCBI's taxonomy places the organism in Eukaryota, Metazoa, Chordata, Lepidosauria, Squamata, Lacertidae. Gene Ontology annotation, molecular function: 2'-5'-oligoadenylate synthetase activity; double-stranded RNA binding.